AUGCGCCUGCGCACUCUACCCCUCAACUCCUGGUCCUUAAGAUCAAGAAUUCUAGGGAAAUUCUUUUACCACGUUUUAAAGAGUGCCCUCUUCUGCACAGACUUGGAGUUAGUCACCUUCAGAGAUGUUGCUGUAGACUUCUCCCAAGAGGAAUGGGAUUGCCUGGACUCUUAUCAAAGGCAUCUUUAUAGUAAUGUGAUGUUGGAGAACUACAGGAUCUUGGUAUCACUCGGACUUUGCUUUUCUAAGCCAAGUGUGAUAUUAUUGCUGGAGCAAGGGAAAGAGCCUUGGAUAGUGAAGAGAGAGCUGACAAACAGUCUAUGCUCAGGCUGGGAAUCUAUGUGUGAGACUGAAGAAUUAACCCCACAACAGGUCAUAUAUGAAGAAGAAUCAUCCCAGAAUAUAAUAGAAGAAUUUACAAGCUAUGACCUUGAGUACUCCAGUUUGAGAGAAAAGUGGGAAUGUGAGAGCCAUUUUAAGAGGCAACCAGGAAACCCGAAGUCAUGUUUCAAGGAAGAGACAAUCACCCAUGAAGAAACCCUUGUUGAUAAAAGAGAACAGGAAUAUAACAAGUCUUGGGGUAGCUUCUAUCAGAACACAUUGUUUUAUACACAACAGAUAAUUCCUGAAGAGGAGAAAGUACAUAAACCCAACACAUAUAAGAAAAGGUUCAGAAAAAAAUUAACGAUCAUUAAUCCUGAGAGUGUCUUUGUAGAGAAGAAGCUUUUGAAAUGUAAUGACUGUGAAAAAGUCUUCAGCCAGAGCUCAUCCUUUACUCUUCAUCAAAGAAUACAUACUGGAGAGAAACCGUAUAAAUGUGUAGAAUGUGGAAAAGCCUUCAGCCAGAGAUCAAAUCUUGUUCAACAUCAGAGGAUUCAUACUGGGGAGAAACCUUAUGAAUGUAAGCAAUGUAGGAAAGCCUUUAGUCAGAAUGCACAUCUAGUCCAACAUCUUAGAGUUCAUACUGGAGAAAAACCUUAUGAAUGUAAGAUAUGUAGAAAAGCCUUUAGCCAGUUUGCCUACCUUGUUCAACAUCAGAGAGUUCAUACUGGAGAGAAACCCUAUGAAUGUACUGAAUGUGGGAAAGCAUUUAGCAAUAGAUCUUCCAUUGCUCAACACCAGAGAGUUCAUACUGGAGAGAAACCUUAUGAGUGCAAUGUCUGUGGAAAAGCAUUUAGCCUUCGUGCAUACCUUACUGUACAUCAGAGAAUACAUACUGGAGAGAGACCCUAUGAAUGUAAGGAAUGUGGGAAAGCCUUUAGCCAGAAUUCACACCUUGCUCAACAUCAGAGAAUUCAUACUGGAGAAAAACCUUAUAAAUGUCAGGAAUGUCGGAAAGCAUUCAGCCAGAUUGCAUACCUUGCUCAACAUCAAAGAGUUCAUACAGGAGAGAAACCCUAUGAAUGUAUUAAAUGUGGGAAGGCUUUUAGCAAUGACUCGUCCCUCACUCAACAUCAGAGGGUACAUACUGGAGAAAAACCUUAUGAAUGUAAUGUUUGUGGGAAGGCCUUUAGUUACUGUGGGUCUCUUGCCCAACAUCAGAGAAUUCAUACUGGAGAAAGGCCCUAUGAAUGUAAGGAAUGCAAAAAAACCUUUAGACAGCAUGCACACCUUGCUCAUCAUCAGAAAAUUCACAGUGGGGAGUCACUUUCACAACCCGAUCCAAUUAGUCACCAAAUCCUAUAG
Molecule: messenger RNA, 1686 nt
Organism: Orycteropus afer afer
Lineage: Eukaryota; Metazoa; Chordata; Mammalia; Tubulidentata; Orycteropodidae
Product: zinc finger protein 570
Biological process (GO): negative regulation of transcription by RNA polymerase II
Molecular function (GO): DNA-binding transcription repressor activity, RNA polymerase II-specific
Source: RefSeq, a predicted model, not a curated record